AUGCAACAACUGCGAAUAUUUCUAAUAAUUCUUGGUUUGACAUUAACUAGUGUCAUCUAUGGACAAUGGGAUCCACAGUUGUGUCCGGAUGGGCCUACUCCUAUCCCUGACCCUAAAUGGAGACGUAUUCCAUAUCUAUUUGAAAUUAUGACAGAAUUGAUCUCAGGUAAUGAAUUGAUGGAACUUUCACAAGCAUUUUCAACAGUUCGAGAUGCUGUUAUGUUAAAUUCAAGAAAUGGGCCAGUACAAUUCUACUGGUAUUUCGACACUAAUGAACAAUUUGAAGUUCUAACUGCUAUUAUUAAUCAACAGCCAAUACCGGUAUGUUUUCGACAAGUUAUUGGAACUACAUCAGAAACUAGUGUGAUUCAAGCAAAUACACUUUUCUUGAAACCAUCAGUUUUACUUGGUUAUGAUAAUCGUAACCAAAUAAAUCCAUCUUGGGGUAAUCAAUACAUUGGCGAUGAAAUUCUACGUGGUAUUCCUACGAAUAAAUUCAAAUCAUGUUUUUAUGUACCUGAUAUUAGCGCAACUGUAUCUGCAACAUAUUAUAUAUCUGAUGCAACAAAAUUUCAAGCUUAUUUACCAGCAAAUGGAAGUAUUAUAUUAAAAAUAGAUGUUCAAAUUAGAGCUCAAAAUGGUCGUCAAGAGAUAUAUACAUAUAAUGUCUUUCGUUAUACACCAUAUCCUAGUCGUCGAGAACAACGGCAAGCAUUAGAAACUCCAGAAGGUGUAUAUUGUCCAAAUCGAACAUCUACAUUAGUCGUGCCACAAAAUAUUCCUGAGAGAGUUAGCUCGAAUUCUGAAGCAUUAAUAACACAAUUGAAUAACUCAAUUCUUAGUACACAUGGUCUCUAUGAUACUCAAUUUCAAUUUAGUCGUUUUGAUAUUUGGUAUCCUGAUCCAAUCGGUGGACCAAACUGGUUACAUUACACUGAAAUACAUGAUUUUGCAACUGGUCUCAAUUAUCAAUAUAAUCAGAUAACACAUCAAUGUUCUAUUCGUAAUAUAAGCAUAGGUUCAAAUGAUGCUGUGGGAGUCGAUGGGAAACCAAAUCUCAUACAAAUGGGUUCUACAGAACAUUUAUUUUUGAUGGAUGAUAUUACAUAUCAAUACACUGGUGAAAAACGAUGUCGUGAUCGUGUUUGGUGUCAUGUAUGGAUUGGUGAAAAAUCAUUACCAAACAAUACAGUUCAACAUCGAGAAUGGUAUUGGGCAUCAACUAUUAAUGGUGUAUAUUUACGAGAAUCGUUUCCUGUGAAAAUGGUUUUGAAAACUUAUGUCAAUAGUGUCCCUACAAUGCAAUUUGAAAUAGCCAUUUUCAACUAUCGCCGUGAUCCAAAUACAGCCUUCGAGAUUGACUACACGCUGGCUGAGUGCUAUCGAGCCAUGGGUCCUGAAGAAAACUUCAACCUCGGUGUUAUCUCGUUUAUUGUGGCAAAUGAUCAAGAAUAUCCAGUACAUAAGAACGUGGAUUAUUUGCGAUACACAAUUUGGCAAACAUUGACAACUGUUCUUCAAGUGCGAUCUAUUCGAAUUUCUAACAUUCUUGUCGAUCAUGUUGGCAAAGACCUUCCUGUGACAUUCACACUGUUAGAUGUACCACCUCGCUUAGGACUAGUAGAGUUCCCCUUACAAGAACCUUCACUUACUGUAGCUAUCGAACGCCUUCGUACGGUGAUAGAUGCAAAUGGCCUAGCUUUUCGAGCAAAAUACAAUACCACAGAAGUUAUUUUACGGGCACGGAUCAAUUCGCUUCAAGUCAUCUCUACAAGUUCUGGUCAAAAUGUUAAUGAAUGUAUUAAUCAAACUAUUGCUCGAAGUCAAGAUCUCAAUGAAUGUCCCGACACAACAACUGCACAAAAUCAAAAUCUUAAUCAAAACAUUGAUAUAGUAUAUAAGAGUUCGGGCCCAUUAAUUACUGGUUUCUGGAUUGGAUUCAUCAUUUUAGGCGUUUUGAUUGGCACAGUCGGUAGUUUUUUCGUUUUGAAACGUUUCUUCAAACGAUGA
Molecule: messenger RNA, 2010 nt
Organism: Rotaria sp. Silwood1
Lineage: Eukaryota; Metazoa; Rotifera; Eurotatoria; Philodinida; Philodinidae
Source: the annotation of a GenBank genome assembly